CUUGUCGCUAGGGAGCGAACUUAGCAAUACUAAGUUCGCAUUUUCAGGAAAAGAAGGCUUUUUAUUGAGCGCCGACAUGGGACUGGAGGAGCUGGUGGUGACGGGCGCGUACGUGUCCGGGGCGGUGUGCAUCGUGCUGUUUACGCUGACCAUCAGCUGGCUCGUGGUGUGGAAGUGCGUAUUGGCCAAGAUGCCGUUCAUCCAGGAGCUUUUCGACUUGAAGCCAAAGAAGCCGUCCGCGCACGACGAAAAGUCUAUAUCCUUCCAGGAUCGAUACCAAGCCUACAAGCGGAAACGGCACGCGACGAGAAUUUCGUAGAGAACCAAAGGAGGACGCGAGCGGCUAAGCAUCACGGCCAUCGCUCACGAAUAAACUAUUGACUUCAUUUUUGCGUGUCUUCUAUCUCACGAGCCACUUGCCUCCUGCUCCUUCCUCACUGUCAUCAUUCUGCUGCAGUUGACGCACCAUUUCCAAGUAUUCAUUGGUUUCGCUUGAAGUGGGUACUCGGUUGUCUCCGGUAUUGGUUUGCACUUCUGCUGCCUUCCUCUUCUGCGCUGCUAAAGACAUUCUCUCCUCCAGGGAGAGCUUCGUCGACGCGGUCUGGGCUUCUUUCGCUUCUGUACGGGACUUGGCCAGCGCCACCUCCCGUUUCCUACGGAUCUCCUCGUCUUCUUCACCUGGUUGUUGAUUUGCAGCGCCGUACUUGCGCUCUGCUGUCUCUGGAUCCCAUUCACGAAGUGCAUCCAGUGUUGGUUUCUUCACUUGAGCCUGCAGCUCUGACGGCAGCUCCCAGUAGCUUCUUCCCAAUGCCAUAUUGAAAUAGUACUUUCGCUAUCGCGAUUUGGGAGCGGAUAACGAAAUGAAUUAGCUCAAUACAGCAGAACCAACGCGAUAGUAGUAUACCUAGUCGUAUAAGGAAGAUAUAUUAGCACUCACACCACUCUUUGGAUCCAC
This is a messenger RNA of Phytophthora nicotianae INRA-310, 955 nucleotides long. RefSeq lists its product as hypothetical. Bases 77 to 319 code for a protein of 80 amino acids. The record is from RefSeq and is a predicted model, not a curated record. NCBI's taxonomy places the organism in Eukaryota, Oomycota, Peronosporomycetes, Peronosporales, Peronosporaceae. The transcript is spliced from 2 exons.